Molecule: messenger RNA, 2136 nt
Organism: Tauraco erythrolophus (red-crested turaco)
Lineage: Eukaryota; Metazoa; Chordata; Aves; Musophagiformes; Musophagidae
Source: RefSeq, a predicted model, not a curated record
AUGACCCCCGUGCUCACCGCGGUCGCUGGCACCUUCAUGACCCCCGUGCCCACCGCGGUCACUGGAACCUUCAUGACCCCCCGGGACCUGCGGGAGAGGAGCACGAACACAUCCACGGCUGGCCCCUCCUGUGCCAAGGACAGCUCUGCUGAAACGGACUCCUUGCUCUGGCACCAGCGGCUGCGGCCCGGCGUGGGGCCGGCUGAGCAGAGGGAUGCACUCACGCAGACGGACAUCACCCACCCCAAAGGGAGCGCCUGGAGCAGGCAGUGCCUCCUGUUUCGGGACCUCGCAGAUGCCGCGUUUCAGAGGUUGCAGGAUGAGCAGGGAGCCCUUGACUGCGAGUGGGAGCAGGCGAGGGCCCUGGUGUCCCGGUGCCAGGCUGUGCUGGAGAGGGUGCCCGGAAAGCUGCGGAGCUGCCUGAAGGAGCGGGAUGCCAUGAGACAGCAAGUGGACGAAGCCCUCCGAGCCAAGGAGGAGAGCGAUCGCUUCCUGGAGGCCUUCCGUGCCCAUGCCAGUGCCCGCAUCGGUGCCCGUGACCAGAGCCUGGCCUCCCAGCAAGAGCUGGCCAGGCUGCUGGUGGAUGCCAUUGACCAGCAGGCAUCCCUGGUUGCUGAGGUUCAGCCUUUCCGGGAAUUCAUAGACGUCAUCUUUGAAAACCUGGAGGAGGAACGGAGAGCCCUGGACAUGGAGCGGGAUGCGAUGAGGCAGCGAGCGGACGAAGCUCUUCAAGCCAAGGAGGAGGUGUCCUGCCAGCUGGAGGAGAGCUCGGUGGCCCUGCAGGACACGGCGGCUCAGCUGGAGCAGCUGACGGUGGCCAACUCACGCCUCAGCGCAGGUAGGGGCAGGNNGGCGCUGCAGCAGGAGAACGAGAAGCAGUGGAAGGAGGUGGCCCGGCUGGCACAGGAGAGGGACACCCUGCAGCAGGAUUGCAACGGGCUGUGCCAGGAGCUGCGGGAGGCAACCGAGUGCCGGGAGUUCCUCAAUCAGGAGAACCACAUGUCCCGCACGCAGCUGCUGGAGGUGGAGGCCAGGCUGAAGUCCACGCUGACCACCCUGCAGGAACAGAGCCUGCAGUACGAGGAGCUGAUGAACUCCCACCAGUGCCUGCGGGAAGAGCAGGCUGCCCUCUGCCAGGAGCUGGAGAGCACCAAGGCUGAGCUCCUCGACUUGCGGCUCAGGAGGGACAAAAUCUCCUGGUGCUCCACGGACAUCACCGAGAGCAAGAUGCGGCUGCAGGAGCUUGCCGAUUGCCUCAGGGCUGCUCUGCAAGAGGAGGAUGACGCCCCAUCGAGAAGCAGAGCGUGGACCCCAGCUCCGCGGACACCAGGCUGGCAAACACCCCGCCGUGCCUGGACCCCUGCCUGCCGCACGCCGGCGUGUCGCACCCCAUACUGCGCCGGGGGCUCCUUCGUGGGCAGCGUCCUGAAAGCGGUGUCAGGGAAAGAUGCCGAUGAAGCUGCCGGAGGUGGCAGUGCGUUUACCAAGGACAAACCUGCCUCUACACCAAAGCCAAUAGAGCCCGAGGACGGUCUGCUGGAGAGUGUGAAGGAGCUGAGAGCCGUGGUCUCUGACCUCGCCAUGCUGAGCUCCCGCAUCCAGGAGCUGGAGCAGAGCGAGUUCAAGGCACUGCAGACAGAGAUCUCCGACCUGCAGCUCCGCCUGGAGACAGUGACAGCCGAGAGCCAGGAGAAGAUGGACACCCAGGCUGCCACCAUCACCAAGCUGAACAAGGCGCUGAGGGGCAAGCUAGAGAAUGAGAGGGAGCUGCAGGACGUGGUGAAACAGCAGGAAGAGAAGAUGCUGCAGCUCAUUGACAAGAGUGGGGAAGUCACGAGGCUGAAGGGAGAGGUCUCCCAGCUGAAGCGCUUGGUCCAGCGUGCGGAGACAGAGAACAAGGUGCUGUGGGAGGAGUUGCGGGGGCAGGAGCCCAAGGUGGAUGCUGCCUACGUCCAGGAGCGAGUCCUGCUGCGGCAGGAGGUGGACAAACUGCGGCUGUUGCUCCUGGAGAAAGAGGAUGAGAAUCUGCUGCUCUCCAACAAGUACCUGGAGCAGGUUCAAGGCCUGGAGCUGAAGCUCCAUCAUGCCCAGAAAGUGCUGAGGACCCACGAGGAGAUGCAGGAGAAGAUGAAAGAG